This is a messenger RNA of Nematolebias whitei (Rio pearlfish), 2040 nucleotides long. RefSeq names its product eukaryotic translation initiation factor 2A (gene eif2a). Gene Ontology annotation, molecular function: tRNA binding; mRNA binding; translation initiation factor activity. Gene Ontology annotation, cellular component: cytosolic small ribosomal subunit. Lineage: Eukaryota; Metazoa; Chordata; Actinopteri; Cyprinodontiformes; Rivulidae. Gene Ontology annotation, biological process: translational initiation. Bases 42 to 1784 code for a protein of 580 amino acids. The record is from RefSeq and is a predicted model, not a curated record. The transcript is spliced from 16 exons.
CACUUCCGGAAGCUCGAUUUCUUUUUCCUGCACAUGUAAACAUGGCGCCCCCCAUCCCGCUUUUGGCAGUACGCGGCUCAGAUGGGACGUCUCUACUCAGUGGUCCCCCUCAGUGUCAACAGCACUCUGCCUUCCAGAGGGACGGUCGGUCCAGCAGGUGUCUCACCUUCAGCAGAGAUGGGACACUCUUUGGUUGGUGCAAUGGACACAGCGUCUCCGUGGUGAAAUGUGCCGAUGGAUCAGUGGUGUCGACCUUUGACCUCCCAAAGACGGCCCUGAUGGAGUUUUCUCCCCUCAAGAACAUCCUGGUUACCUGGCAACCGUACGCCAAGACUCAGAACUGUCCUCAGGGUGAGGCCAACCUGCAGCUGUGGGAGUUGACGAGUGGACGUUUGAUCAAAGCUCUGUUUCAGAAGAAGGUUGACUCUUGGUGUCCCAGCUGGUCAGAAGACGAGAAGAUCUGUGUGAGGAGCGUCAACAAUGAGCUGCACUUCUAUGAGAACAACGACUUCAACUCCAUUGCCAACAAGCUGCACAUGCAGAAGGUCUCAGACUUUGCCUUGUCUCCUGGGGUUCAGCCCAGUAAGGUUGCUGUCUAUGUCCCAGGCAGCAAAGGAGCACCGUCAUUUGUGCGUCUGUACCAGUACCCGGUGCUGGGCGGACCGAGUGCUGCACUCGCCAAUAAGAGCUUCUUUAAAGCCGACCGGGUCAGCAUGCUGUGGAACCGGAGGGCGUCGGCAGUCCUGGUGACGGCGAGCACGGAGGUGGACAAAACCGGGGCAUCGUACUACGGAGAGCAGACGCUGCAUUACCUGGCUGUGAACGGAGAGACGGCUGUGGUUCAGCUCGCGAAGAACGGGCCCAUCUACGACGUGGCGUGGAGCCCGAGCUCCAGCGAGUUCUGCGUGGUGUACGGCUUCAUGCCCGCCAAAGCCACCGUCUUCAACCUGAAGUGUGACCCGCUGUUCGACUUCGGAACCGGACCCAGAAAUGCUGCCUACUACAGUCCUCAGGGCCACAUCCUGGUUCUUGCCGGCUUCGGGAACCUGCAGGGGCAGAUGGAGGUGUGGGACGUGAAGAAGUACAAACAGGUGUCCAAGCUUCAGGCUGUUGACACCACUCAUUUCUCCUGGUGUCCUGACGGUGAACACAUCGUCACGGCGACCUGCUCCCCUCGGCUGCGGGUUGGCAACGGAUACAAGAUCUGGCACUACACCGGCUCCGUGCUGCACAAACAAGAUGCAGCCACUGGGUCGGAGCUGUGGGAGGUCCGCUGGCAGUCCUUCCCAGACGGCAGCUUUCCUGAGCGAGCCGUCAAGUACCAGGCGGCGCAGAGCGAGCUGGGGACCACACAGGCCACACCCACACAGGCAUACCGCCCACCUGCUCUGAGACAUCUGCCAGCCACACCCAGCUCCAAACUGCACGAAGACGAGCCGCCUCAGGACCUUCGCUCCGGACUCUCAGGGGACAAAAGUAUGUCCAAGUCUGCGCUGAAGAAUCAGAAGAAACGAGAAGCAAAGAAAGCAGCCAAACAGGAAGCCAAACUCGAACAUGAACCUCCAUCUGACCCCGCCCCCAUCACCAGUAGCCAAUCAGAGGCGAGCAGCGGAGACCCGGAGAUGGACAAGAAGAUCAAGAACUUAAAGAAGAAGCUGAAGGCCAUCGACGAGCUGAAGGAGCAGCAGGCGUCUGGAAAAGUUCUGCAGAAGAACCAGCUGGAGAAGAUCCAGAAGGAGGGGCAGCUGCUAAAAGAGCUGCAGGAGCUACAGAUCGCUGAGUAGGAGGAGCCUCAGGCGUUCAGGCCACGCCCUCAACAUCAUUAUGCUGCUAUCUGACAGGAGGGGGAGGAGUCUGUGUCAGAGCCUCUCAUUGGACUAAAUCUGGAGAAUUUGAACAGGAUUGUUUUAAGAGGUUCUUAUUUUUCAGGCGCUGAUCAAUGAAGCAUUCUGGGAAAUGUAGGCAGCGGCUGAGCAGCGUUUGGAGUGUGUGUUGCAAUGUUUGUACAGUGAAUCUUUCAAAAUAAAAGCCUCUUCAUUA